Molecule: messenger RNA, 1062 nt
Organism: Strongyloides ratti
Lineage: Eukaryota; Metazoa; Nematoda; Chromadorea; Rhabditida; Strongyloididae
Exons: 4
Coding region: 1-1062 (353 amino acids)
Source: RefSeq, a predicted model, not a curated record
AUGGUAAUGAUGGGUGGAAAAAGUAAAAAAUCUGGUGGUGGUAAUCCAGGAUCAAGUGAUAGAGUUAGAACUCACCUACUAUUUGGACAAAAAUCGGAGCAUCAUACAGUUAAAAGAAAAAGAAGAACACAUAAUCGAUUAAUGCAAAAUAUGCAUAAAAAAGAUGAAAUGGUUCAAGCAGGACCAGAUGAAAUAGAUCCAUCAUUAUGGACAGGAAAUCAAAGAGUUUUACAUUUUGGACCAAUGGCGCAAAGAGAUCCAUUUUUUUAUUAUUAUCCCAAAGGAUGGGAUGUAUUAUAUCCUGCACAAUUUGGUUUUUUUCCUUAUCGUACAAAUAAAUUUAGAGGUUCAUCAUAUGUUGUUUGUUUAUGGUCUUUUGGAAUUUUUUUUUUAAUAGGUUCAUUAAUAAUGAUAUAUUUGGGUUAUUUUGUUAUGCAUGAUUCACCAUUUUGGACAUGGCCACCAGAAAAAGUUCAAUUUUUUCCUCCUAUACAAAUAGCUGGUCCUAUACUAUUUGUAAUAAGUUGUUUAUUAAUAUUAAUAGGUUGUAUAGCAUCAUUAGUAACAUCAACAUUUUUAAAUGAAAAAUUUCGUCAUUAUUAUCAUAAAAAUCAACCAGCAAAUACGACUGUUUUAAUAAAACAUUUUCCACACCAUAAUGGUAUAUAUGAAAAAAAUCCCUAUCAACCAUUACCACCACCAGCUUAUCCUGUUCUUGAAAAUCGUUAUGCACGUUCAUCAUUCCUUAAUGCAAGAUCUGAAUUAAAAUUAUAUCCACCUGUAAUGCCAGGAUAUUCAACAUUAUUUUUACAUGGAAGACAAAAUACACCAUUUAUGGCAUCACCAUAUACAACAUUACGUGCAAUUUCAUUAACAAGAUUUGCUGUUGGAAGUGAUGAAACAAGUCAAAGUAAUACAUCAAAUAUUAGAACUCCAUUAGUAUCAAGAAAACGAUCUAAUUUAUCAAUUGAUUCUCAGAAAAGAUCAAAAAGUAUAGGUACUCCAUUUAGAGAUGCAUUUUCAGGAAGAAGAAAUAAAGAAAAAGAAAGUGGUCAAUUUUAA